UCCUGAUAUGCAACGACAGAAUUUUCGGCCCCCGACUCCUCCUUGCCCCGGCCCGGGUGUAGGAGGUUGGGGUAGCGGGAACAGCUUCCGGGGUACCCCAGGCGGAGGCGGACCGCGGCCGCCCUCCCCUCGGGACGGGUACGGGAGUCCGCACCACACGCCGCCGUACGGGCCCCGGUCUAGGCCUUACGGGAGCAGCCACUCUCCAAGACACAGCGCCAGCUUCCCGGGGGGCCGGUUCGGGUCUCCGUCCCCUGGCGGCUACCCUGGCACCUACUCCAAGUCCCCCGCGGGGUCCCAGCAGCAUUUCGGCUACUCCCCUGGGCAACAGCAGACCCACCCCCAGGGUUCUCCAAGGACAUCUACACCAUUUGGAUCAGGGCGUGGUAGAGAAAAAAGAAUGUCUAAUGAGUUGGAAAGUUAUUUCAAGCCUUCAAUGCUUGAAGACCCUUGGGCUGGCCUAGAACCAGUAUCUGUAGUGGAUAUAAGCCAACAGUACAGCAAUACUCAAACAUUCACAGGCAAAAAAGGAAGAUACUUUUGUUAACAUUUCUGAAAUUCAACUGGAAGCUUCAUGUGUCAGGAACAUCUUGGACAAAACUUGUGUUAAUAAGUUGAACCCAAAGAUGAUGACUUUGAUUGAAUAAUUAGGGUCUUUUGGUAUUUUUUAUCAUAUCAAGUAUUGUUGAUUAGAAAAGAAGGUAGUUUUUGCAGUAUUUAGCUCUCUGGAAGUGCCUACCACAUUUUAGAAGAUUCACAGUUUCCAUAUACUUAACAUUCCUGGUUAUGUAAUGGACAUUUGUCUUUCAAUGUUUUUUCCAAUGUUUUAAAAUAAAACAUUUUGUCUU
This is a messenger RNA of Nycticebus coucang (slow loris), 848 nucleotides long. It is a transcript of the gene MPLKIP, whose product is annotated as M-phase specific PLK1 interacting protein. The coding region runs from base 8 to 547 and encodes 179 amino acids. Gene Ontology annotation, cellular component: nucleus; midbody; centrosome. NCBI's taxonomy places the organism in Eukaryota, Metazoa, Chordata, Mammalia, Primates, Lorisidae. The record is from RefSeq and is a predicted model, not a curated record. The transcript has 2 exons.